UAAUAAUUUUAUUGUAUGUAUUACAGGCAUUUGCAAUGCUUCUGGGGAGCAUCUGGUAACUUUUGGCAAAGUCAUUGGGAGAAAAUAGUGUAUCUGUUUGGGAAAGAAUAUUCUCUUGCUGUUUGGGGUACUUUCAUCUCCACAUUUUUAGUUUAUUGGGGAGCUGGUCUCCUCUACACUUUUAUAGAUUUAACGGGAAAACCUGCUUUUCUACUUCGUUACAAAAUUCAAGAUACCACUGCUUAUCCAGUGAAAGUGUCUCAAGUUUUGCAUGUUGUUAAACAAGUAUUAAUCAAUCAAAUUCUUGUUGGUAUUCCAUUUGCUAUGGUUGGUUAUCAUUUGAUGAAAUGGAGAGGAUACGAUCAAGGAAUUGAAUUACCAACAUUCCAAUGGGUGUUGUUAGAACUGACUAUAUUUAUUUUGAUGGAAGAACUUGGAUUCUAUUACUCCCAUAGAUUAUUGCACCAUCCGAAAGUAUACAAGUAUAUUCACAAACGGCAUCAUGAGUGGACUUCACCAAUUGCAAUCACUGCAGUAUACUGUCAUCCAGUUGAGCACAUUUUUUCGAAUUUAGUACCACCAUAUCUUGGUCCAUUACUUAUGGGAUCACAUACUGCAACUUCCUGGCUAUGGUUCACAAUUGCUAUUCUUUCAACUUUGAAUGCACAUUCCGGAUACCAUUUUCCAUUUUUUCCUUCACCCGAAGCACAUGAUUUUCAUCAUUUGAAGUUUAAUCAAAAUUAUGGAAUGCUUGGCGUUUUGGACCGGUUACAUGGAACCGACACGCAGUUUCGUAACAGCAAAGCGUAUCAUCGUCACAUCAUGCUCCUUAGUCUUGUUCCCUUGAAACAGCUGUAUCCAGAUGAUUUAAAACAGAAAACUAAAUGAUUUGGUUGAUUUGUUUUUGUUUUUAAUUUUCUAUAAAGCAAGUGGCCUUAAUUUUGAUUUUGCCAUUUCUACCAUUAAAAGCAGGGCUGUGGAGUCAAUAAAAAAUCACUCAACUCUGACUUCUGAUAAUUUUAGUAGGCCGACUCUGAUUCCCGACUCUGGCAAAAUUAAAUACCAAGUCAUUUUAUGUGGGGGCAAUAAGAGGAAAAAGUGGAAGCAAUAAAAUUCUACAUCUACAUAUCUUUUUCUACAGCUUUUGCACUUCAUUUCACCUUUCAGAAAAGUUAGUUCUAUUAAAAAUUGUUUGAUCUAGCUACUUCAGUCCCUUGUUCAGAAAAGAAAAAUAUAUACUGUAUAUUCUAGUGUAUAAGAUGACUGGGUGUAUAAGACAACCCCUGACUUUUACAGUUAAAAUAUAGAAUUUGGGAUAUACUCAUCAAAUAGAUCUGAGAGGCAGAGAAGAUGUACAGUAAUAGGUUACAUACAAAGGUGUGCCAGACGGGUGAAAGAUGCAUGUUUUUCUGGGCACAGCGCCGCUCUAUCUCUAUCCAUACCCCAGGCAUCCCAGCCGACUGAAGCACCUGCCCUAUAAGAUGACACCCGGCAUAUAAGACGAUCCCCGACUUUUGAGAAGAUUUUCCUGGGUUAAAAAGUCGUCUUAUACGCCGGAAUAUACGGUACUCUGAUAGUCUGGCUCAUUCAGAAAAAUAGAAUACUUAUUUAGAGCGGGGAUAAGAAAGGAAUGAAUCAAUAAUAAUCAAAUUCAAUUGGGUCAAAAUAAUUUAACUACUAAACACAAAUACUACAAAGAAAACUAUUGAUACAUAUUUAAUAAAUUAAAUUGUUGCAUUUUGUAAUUAAAAUAAAUGAAUUAUAACAAAAUACAAAUACAUUUUAAAAAAAAUUAAUAAAUAUAAAAUAAAUUUUGUUUCAUUUAAAUAGAAAAAAACUAAAUUAAAUUUAAAAUGUCAGAGUUGACACAUUUUUCCUGACUCCGACUCCUCUGGCCAGAAAUUCCUCCCGACUUCGACUCCACAGCCCUGAUUAAAAAAAGUAUCUAAUAUUUAAACAGUAUUUACUUUGAUAAAGUUAUCAUUCCAAUAUAUAACUCUCAAUUAUUACCUCAUUUCUAAUCUAAUUUAAUAAUAAUUUCUUAGUUAUAUACUUGUUGAAAAAUGAUAACUUUUCCUAUUUAAACUUACUAUUUUGAUUAAACAUUUAUAUUUAAGAGUUGUAGCCAAAACUCUUGAAUUUAUUCAUAAUAUACAUAUAUAUUUUUUUAUUGUUAUAUAAAAUUAUAAAUAUUUUUUUGAAGUUUCUUCUAAUUUAUAUGAAUGAAAUUAAAUAUUAAAAAAAAAAUGUUUAAAUCUUGUACAAAUAGGAAAUUUCACAUUUCAUUUGAUAAAAUUAGAAGAGUUGUUCUAGCUCUGCUUGCCUAUAUAUAAUGUCGGCAAAAAAAAAAGUUUUAAACGUGCCUGUUUUGGAUUUUAAUGAUGUUUCCAUGCUUUAGUCACUAUCAGAUUUACACCUCGACACUUUUACAAUAAACGAAAUGCUUAUAACUUUGUGAAAAUGUCUCUUUAAUAGAUAAUUUCAUGACGAUGAUGAUCACCAGUAUUAACUUUGCAAAAGAUUUUCACAAGAUUGUAAUUAUUGAGAAGAAACAAUAAUAAUUUUUUUUUAAUUUUAUACAAAAAAAUAAUCUAUUAUUUAAUGUUAAAGCAUGAUGUGAAAAAAACAAUUAUAUAACUAGAAUGUUAAUUGACUAACUGUAAAAAGUUUUAUGCACAUAUUAUUUUCUGGUAUCUUGUACAAUAUUUAUAAAUAUAUAUGUAUACAGCUGUGUGUGUCAGUGUAUUUAUGUUCCUUUAUAGACAAUAAUAAUAAUAAUAAUAAUGAAAAGAAUUUUGUAAAUUAUCAAGCAGUUUCGAUUCUAAACUGUAAUUUCUACAGAUAAAUUAGACAUGUAAAGAUAUAACUCCUGAAUUGUACUAAUCAAUUUGCAAGUAUCAUAAAUGGCUAACAGUAAUUCUAGAUCUGAAAUAUCUUCCUUAUUAUUAUAAUUCACGACCUGAAAAUUUGUCAGGAAAGCCUGCUAACAGGGUAUUGUAUAAAAAAAAAGGUAAAUCUAAUAAUAUAUGAAUGGAUCUCUCAUUUCAGUAUAAAAUAUUCACUUGUUUGUUAAUAUUUAAUAACUAGUUUAAAAAACAUAUAUUUUCAUUAAUUUCAAUUAUAAAUUUUAUUUAAUAUUUAUUCAGGAACUUGUAUAAAAUUAUAAAAGUCACUUAUUUGUUAAGUUUAUUGGAUAUACAAGGUGAAAAUUAUAAGGCCAAACAUUUUCUUAAAGAAUAAUUUGAAGGAUUGAAUGCUUCACAUAUGUAAUUUAUGCGUUUUAUAAAAUUUUCUGUUUUUUAAUAUAUAAUUGCAUGUAAAAAUGUUUAAUUUAAUCAUCCAUAUCAACUGAAUCUUUCAGUUAAUUUCUUCUAGUUUUGUUAUCUUAAUUUGAAGUUUGUUUAAUUUAAGAAAAGAAGGAAACAAUGGCAAAAGUAUGUAUCGAAUUUUGAAAAUAUACUUUGAUAAUUAAGCAGUGUGUUUGUUUUUAAUCAUAUCAAUCCAGUUAAGAUCCUCUUGAGAAUCUGUUUGAGAUGAUUAUAAAGCAUUAGUUUUAUAAUUAUCUUGAAUAUCUAAUUUUCUUGACACAAGAUUGGAAUUUAAAAAUGCGGCAAAACACUGCUUUUCUGAACUUCCUUAAUUAUGAAUGUAAACCUGAAAACAGAAUUCCCUACUUGUUAUUCAUCCAAUGGAAAGUUUGUAAUUAUAGAUAUUAAUUUCAGAAAAAAAGAAAAUUAAACAGUCAUACCUAAAUUUUCAUUUUAAAACGUGAAUCUAAUUGUAUUAAUAUUAUUUGAUGAAUUUACAUCCUCCUACAUAUUUAUAUCAGUGGUGUAGACAGGGAGAGCCAGUGGUUCAAAUCCUCACUUUAGGUCAGUGGUUUUCAAUCGGGGCACCAUGGUACACCGGGGGGACGUUGACGACACUUGGGUACUGCAAAGUAGUGCCAAGCAGCACUAUAACACUUCUUAAAAGUACAAAAAGCUCUAACUUUAUAUUGUUAUAGUAGUAGUGCCAUAAGAAAAAUUACCAAGUCGGAAGUUUCACUAUUAAAAACAGGAUAGAAAAACACUGCUUUAGGUAUUCAAAAACUUAUAUAAGAUAAACAUUAUUAAAGUAUUUAUGCAUUUACUUGGAUGAAUUCUUAUCGUACAUGCCCAAUUUAUUUCAAAAAAGUAAAAUAUCACUUACGCAAAAGACUAUGCGUAAAUACUUUUCAGAGAAUUCAAAUAUUUUGCCCCUACUGAAUAAAUUCAUCUACAUCACUGAUUUAUAUAUGUAAAUUCUGUUGUUAACUUUAUUUCAAAUAGAAUGUAAAAUAUUGUCAUUACUUAUACAAUAUUGGCAUUUAGACUAGUUUCUUUGAAAGUAAAAGUUAUAUUUAUUGAAAAGUACAAAGUGUUUACGAUGAUUUUUGUAAAGAAAGUAAACUUUUCUGCUUGUUGAUUUUGUAUGAGUAGAAAUAGAACUGAUGUUUCACGACAAUAUAAUAUUUUCUUUAUAUUUUUUAUCAUGUUAAGUCUUAACAAAUGUUAAAAAUUGGAGGAUCUUGGAUACUUAAAUUACUGUUUGUUUUUAAGUACUUAAGAUUGAUUUUUUUUUUAAUUUCAAAUCUUGUUGUUGUAAUUGCUCACAAUAAAUUUGUUCCUGAAUUUGUAUUAUUGAUAAUUAAAUAACUCUUACUCACAGUCUGUUUUCAGAUAUACUCGAAAUAUAUCCAUCAGAAAUUUAUCUCAAACCUAUGCUUAGCUGAUAUAUUUAAAGCAUCUGUAGUCAGUAACAAGCAGAAUAGGUAUGUGAUGAUGAGCCUUAUGUAUUGUGUUGUUUUCUAUAAUAACUUUGUAAAAACAGCUUCAGUAUUAUUUACUGUACACAGUAUUCUUUAAUAAUAAACUUAUUCCUUAAAGUUCA
Centruroides sculpturatus (bark scorpion) is the source of this 4911-nucleotide messenger RNA. RefSeq names its product fatty acid hydroxylase domain-containing protein 2-like. Bases 16 to 888 code for a protein of 290 amino acids. The transcript has 5 exons. The record is from RefSeq and is a predicted model, not a curated record. Gene Ontology annotation, biological process: sterol biosynthetic process. Lineage: Eukaryota; Metazoa; Arthropoda; Arachnida; Scorpiones; Buthidae. Gene Ontology annotation, molecular function: C-4 methylsterol oxidase activity; iron ion binding.